GGUAUGUGUGAUGCGCUCUGUGCGGUGGGGAAGGCUGGAGAUAAGCGCUUUAACAUGAAGAGCAGAUAAACAUAAUAAAGAAACGAAAAUACGUGCUAUUUCUACAUAAAGUCGGUGACAGACAAACGAAUGUGAAAAUAUUUCAGCUGCUGGAUCUUCAGGCUUUCCUAAGACAUCACAAUAAUUACGCCGGCAGAGGGGCUUAACUUGUUUUCCCGGGACCGAGCUUUACAGUACGACUGCUCCAAGAAAAGAGGGUUUUUAUAUUCCGAAGCGAAAGGCAAAUAAGAUAAAAGUCGUUGGGGAGCGAACUGAAUUGCUAUGACGGACGGAAGGAGGCGGUGGGCCUGCUCGCGCUUCGGCCGCGGUCUGUCCGGCGCAGCUGCCCCCGGAGCGCCGCCGCCGCAGCACCGAAACGCGUUGCUCAUCUCCGCGCUUCUCUUCUUUUUCGGACCCAUGUCUUCCACCGAGGCCAAGGAAUGCGACAAGCCGUGUCUGAACGGCCAGUGCAACCCGGGUGGCGGCAACUGCGUGUGCGAGCCCGGCUGGGUCGGGGACCAGUGCCAGCACUGCGGGGGACGCUUCAGGUUGACAGGCCCAUCUGGGUUUCUGACUGACGGGCCGGGAAACUACAAGUACAAGACCAAGUGCACGUGGCUGAUUGAGGGACAGCCCAACACCAUCCUCAGACUGCGCUUCAACCACUUUGCCACAGAAUGCAGCUGGGAUCACCUCUAUGUGUAUGAUGGGGACUCCAUCUACGCCCCUCUGCUGGCCGCCUUCAGCGGCCUGAUCGUGCCAGAGCGCUAUUCCAACGAGACUCUCCCGGAGGUGGUUUCCCAAUCCGGCUACGCCCUGCUGCACUUCUUCAGCGACGCAGCCUACAAUCUCACUGGCUUCAACAUCUCUUACAGAAUCAACACCUGCCCCAACAACUGCUCGGACCGGGGGGAGUGCCGGCCGGCCAACGGCAGCGCGGGGGUGUACUGCGAGUGCGCAGAGCAGUGGAAGGGCGAGGCCUGCGACAUCCCCUCCUGCCUGGGCCAGUGUGGCUUCCCGGAGUGGGGACAGUGCCAGGCCAAUAGCAGCCGCAGCUGUCUCUGCCGCCGCGAAUGGCAAGGUCCCGAUUGUUCCAUCCCUGUGCCCGCUAAUCGAUCCUUCUGGACCCAUGAGGACUAUUCCGGAGACAGUUUGGCCCGCGCCUCCCACAAGGCCGUGGUCGAUGAGGACACCAUGUGGGUCAUUGGCGGAUACGUGUUCAACUACUCUGACUACAAAAUGGUGAAAGCGUACAACUUGACCUCCCAGUUGUGGUUGACUCUGAACCGCUCCGUGGAUGCAGUCACAGCACGCUAUGGCCAUUCCCUAGCUCUGCAUGAGCACAAGAUCUACAUGUACGGAGGCAAGAUAGACUCCACAGGCAACAUCACCAACCAGCUGUGGGUCUUCCACAUCCAUAACCAGUCCUGGGUGCUGGCCAGUCCACGGGCCAAGGAGCAGUAUGCUGUAGUGGGUCAGUCGGCCCACGUGGUGCGACUGGCCCAGGACAGCUCCGUCAUGCUAGUCAUCUUCGGUCACUGCCCUCUCUACGGCUACAUCAGCAAGGUGCAGGAGUACAACAUCGCCACCAACACCUGGAGCAUCCUGAAGACCAACGGGGCACUAGUGCAGGGGGGGUACGGCCACAGUAGUGUAUAUGACCCCAAUACCAGCGCCAUCUACAUUCACGGUGGCUACAAGGCCUUCAGUGCCAACAAGUACGGGCUGGCUGACGACCUGUACAAGUACGAAGUGGACACCAGGAUGUGGACCAUCCUGAAAGACAGCGGCUUCUUCCGCUACCUGCACACAGCCAUCAUCGUGAGCGGCACCAUGCUGGUGUUUGGCGGGAACACGCACAAUGACACAUCCAUGAGCCAUGGGGCCAAGUGCUUCUCCUCCGACUUCAUGGCCUACGACCUGGCUUGUGAUGAAUGGUCAGUACUGCCUCGACCAGACCUCUACCACGAUGUCAACCGCUUUGGUCACUCUGCAGUUUACAGCAAUGGCAUCAUGUACAUCUUUGGGGGCUUUAACAGCCUGCUGCUGAGCGACGUGCUCACGUUCACCCCGGCGAGCUGCUCCGCCUUCUCCAGCGAGACGUCCUGCGGCUCUGCCUGGCCGGGAAUCCGAUGCCUGUGGAACAGCAGCCAGAGCACCUGUCUGCCCUGGGAGGCUGCCAGCCCCCACCAGGAGCGUCUGGUGCUGUCCUCCUGCCCCCGCAAAGCAUAUGCCGACAACGAGAAGUGUGACUCGUACACAGACUGCUACAGCUGCACGGCUAAUACCAACGGCUGCCAGUGGUGUGCUGACCAGUGCAUCUCCAUGAGCAGCAACUGCACCACUGUCACGGGAGUAAUUGCGGAGUAUGAGAUGUGCCCCAAGGACAACCCUGAGUAUGUCUGCAACAAGAAGACAAGCUGUAAGAGCUGCGCCAUGGACCAGAACUGUCAGUGGGAGCCUCGCAACCAGGAGUGCAUCGCCCUGCCCGAGAACAUCUGUGGGGAGAGCUGGCACUUGGUCGGAAACUCCUGUCUGAAGUUCAUCACGGCGAAGGACUCGUACGACAACGCCAAGCUGACCUGCCGCAGCCACAACGCCGUCCUGGCCUCCCUCACCACACAGAAGAAGGUGGAGUUUGUGCUGAAGGAACUGCAGAUCAUGACCGUCCUGUACAAGGCCACGGUGACUCCCUGGGUGGGCCUGAGGAAGAUAAACAUCUCAUACUGGUGCUGGGAGGACAUGUCUCCCUUCACGAACACGUCCCUGCAGUGGCUGCCUGGCGAGCCCAGCGACGCUGGCUUCUGCGGCUACCUGGCCGAGCCAGCCUCCAGCGGCCUCAAGGCGGCCACCUGCGUCAACUCUGUCAACGGCAGCCUGUGCGAGCGUCCAGCCAAUCACAGUGCCAAACAGUGCCGCACGCCUUGCGCCCUGCGCACCACCUGCAGCGAGUGCACCAGCAGCAGCUCCGAGUGCAUGUGGUGCAGUAACAUGCGCCAGUGCGUGGACUCCAACGCCUACGUGGCCUCCUUCCCCUUCGGACAGUGCAUGGAGUGGUACACCAUGAACAGCUGCCCACCGGAAAACUGCUCUGGCUAUCGGACCUGCGGCCAGUGUCUGGACCAGCCGGGCUGUGGGUGGUGCACUGACCCCAGCAACACGGGGAGGGGCCAGUGCAUCGAGGGCUCCUAUCGUGGGCCGGUGCAGACUCCCAGCCCCGCCUCCUACCAUGAGCCAGCCCUCAACCUCACCAUGUGCCAGCAGGAGAACAGGUUCAAUUGGUCCUUCAUCCAUUGCCCUGUGUGUCAGUGUAACGGACACAGUAGGUGUGUCAACGAGAGUGUGUGUGAGAAGUGCGAGGACUUAACCACGGGGAAGCACUGCGAGAGCUGUAUCUCCGGUUACUAUGGCGACCCCACCAACGGGGGCACCUGCCAACCCUGCAAGUGUAACGGACAUGCCAGCAUGUGUAACCCCAGCAACGGGAAGUGUUUCUGCACUACAAAAGGCAUCAAAGGAGACCGCUGCCACCUGUGUGAGGUAGAGAACCGUUACCAGGGUAACCCGCUUAAAGGGACAUGCUACUAUACCCUGCUCAUUGACUACCAGUUCACCUUCAGCCUGUCACAGGAGGAUGACCGGUACUACACUGCCAUCAACUUUGUUGCCACACCUGAGGAGCAAAAUCGGGACCUAGACAUGUUCAUCAAUGCUUCAAAGAAUUUCAACCUAAACAUUACUUGGGCCACCAGUUUUGCAGCGGGAACCCAAGCUGGAGAAGAGAUCCCCAUUGUGUCUAGGAGUAACAUCAAGGAAUUCAAGGACAGUUUCUCCAAUGAGAAGUUUGACUUUCGCAACAAUCCAAACAUCACGUUCUUUGUAUAUGUCAGCAACUUUACUUGGCCAAUAAAGAUACAGAUCGCCUUCUCCCAGCACAGUAACUUCAUGGACCUAGUACAGUUUUUUGUCACCUUCUUCAGCUGCUUCCUGUCCCUGCUGUUGGUGGCCGCCGUGGUGUGGAAGAUCAAGCAGAGCUGCUGGGCGUCGCGCCGCAGAGAGCAACUCCUGCGCGAGAUGCAGCAGAUGGCCAGCCGGCCCUUUGCCACCAUCAACGUCGCCUUGGAAACAGACGAGGAACCACCUGACCUUAUCGGAGGCAGUAUUAAGACGGUGCCCAAGCCCAUCGCCAUGGAGCCCUGCUUCGGGAACAGAGCGGCUGUGCUGUCCAUCUUUGUGCGGCUGCCCAGGGGCUCUGGAGGCAUCCCGCCUCCGGGACAAUCAGGGCUGGCGGUGGCCAGCUCCCUGGUGGACGUGUCCCAGCAGAUGUGCGUCGCCUAUAAGGAGAAGUCUGGGGCCGUGCGGAAUCGCAAGCACCAGCCCCCCGCACAGCCGGCCACCUGUAUCUGAUCCCAUGCACCCGGCCGAGUCGCGAGCCAAGGACUGGGGAGGGGCCCGGGGAUCCAUGGGGGAAGACGUGCACUUCCGGGGGAGGAGCCCGAGGAAGGACGCGGCAGGGGUGGACAUCGCUGAACUCAGUCCUGGCAAUAACCGACCUCAAGUGGGGAGCCGCAAUUUCAUCCCCAGCCGACGGACGAUAGAGAUGCUCUCAGAGACGAGGGCGCGCCACGUGGGACAGAUGGAGGUGCGCAAUGGCUGCCAUGCGGAUCACGCUUGACGCCUGCACCCCUCCCGCUCUCUUCUUCCCUUCAUCACCCUGCAGCUGCUGUUUUCCCAUCCAGUCAUUAUAUCUACAUUUUCUUUUAUAUGGUUUUUAGACAUGUGUCUGAUUUCUGAUGUCCCGUGUACCAGAAGGGAGCCCUGUACACAGUCACUGGUUUGAGCUCAUUAUGGAAGACAAUGCACAGUGUGUAGCAGCUCCUUGCCGCAUGGGGGAGGGGGGGGGGCGGGGGGGUCCCAUCAGUCUCUCUGCUCACAUAAGUCUUCACCAGCAUAAGCUAAUAGAUAAGUUUGUUUUCUCUGAAUCCCACAGGUGAUUGGGUGGCUAUUCUUGUUCCCUGUCUUAUGAUGAAGAGACAGUGGGGUCACGGCCAUACUAUGUCGGAUUGGCCAUAAUCGUGAUGGGUGGUGAUGAGGCUAACGCAGGGCAUGGGAGAUUACAUUUCAGGUGUCCCGGAACACAUCUCCCCCUGAUGUGUGAACACAGCUAUGGGGCAGACUAAGUCUUCUUUAAUCUGGAAUGUUUGUGUUAAGCGGCUUAUGUUGUAUUAGCCAAAUUUUGCUUUUAACCAUCUUAGUUCAGAAGGGGGAAAUGAUGAUGUCGUGUCAGCCACGUCUGGAAUUGAGGGGUAGGGUGUCCCAUGAUCGCUGCAUGGGGGGGGGGCUAUAAUGUUACAGGAGAUGUACCUGAAGGUGAAGUAUCCUCUCCCAGGUAAUGGGGUCAAACAGUGAAGAAGCCACAAGCAUGACUAUACCGAGAGUCCCUUUAUUUCUGGAAGCGUUUGCUUUUAUCUCUGGGAUUGUUGUCUCCCAAUCGGGAGUCACAGCCCAUUUUAAUGAGUUUUACCUCAGUCAGAACAGGCUGGGGGGAAACAAAAUUGAUGUGUUUAUUCUUCUGUUUCCAGACAGUCUUUUAGGUUCCAAGACGACUGCCGCUAGUUAUAAAACUUUUAAAUCGUCAGCAACAAUUUGCUCAAAGGAGAAAAUUGAGACUUUCCGAGGAGGGAAGAACUAAAGAAAAUGUUUUUGUGUUUUGUUCCUUCUGUGUUUGAACACAUACUUUGUCCCUUGGAAUGCGCCGCUUAUCCGGAGAGUACAGUGGCUCAGUAUUACAUCACUCUAAGCUUUUGGCAUUCUGUUCCAUCAAAUAGAGUCCUUUCAAAACAAGGGAGCCCCCCCCAGAAAAAAAAAAUACACAAAUCACAUGUAUAUGUUUGAAUGGAAAAAAAAUCCUCCCCAAUACACACUUAUGCUGCUGACCCAGUGAGGUCACAUGACGCUGGCUGUCAGCGCGCUUUGCGUCUCCGAGGAUCGUCUCCAUAUCGCUCGUACGCAGGACACGCGUGACCGAUUCCUCGCUGGUUAGCGGGACCCCUGAACAGGCACGGCCAAGGCUUCUAACGCAUGCUGCACAGGUGCUGUUUGUAUGUUUCAGUGCUGAAUAGAGCAGUUGUGCUUGUAUUUUAGACAAAGGCAUGUGUUUGUCUGUGUAUUCACCUUCAUGUCCACCCACCCAAAGGGGCUCCCACCCCCAGAGCUCGACUUGUCACUCACCUUGAUCCUCCCUUGGACUCCACAGCACCUCCCAUCUCUCCCCGCGAAACGCCACUGUAGACGUGGAAGACGUAGUUUGUCAAUAUGUAAACAAAAAAAAAUUAGCAUCGAUUGCACUCUUCUCUUUUUUGUAAAUAUGGAGAAAGUAUUGUAAACUAUUUCUUUGCCAUGGGGAAAAUGUUGUGAAGGAGAUGAGCAUAAGCUCAUGGAACGUCUGUCAAUAACAUUUUUGUAUUGUAAAAUAACUUAUUUAAACAAGCUUAGGCAUGGAUGACAGCAUAAUGUAAAGGACAGGUUUAACAAAAGCCAUGUCGCUACAUGGAAAUCUAUGAAUGUUAUAGAAUUUUGGGUCUGUAAUAAAUCGGUAAAAAUCCAAAUUGGAUUGUAUAUAUUUUUAUUUUAUGUUUAACUUCCUUUGUUUAGCACUGGAUCAGUUUCUCACAAACUCAAAAGCUGAUAAUCAAAUAUAUAUAUAUAUAUAUACACAUUGAUAAUUAGCAGCCAGAGGCUAAAUAUAGAAUGAAGCACUAUAUCUAGUGUCUGGUUUUAGCAUUGAUACUGUCUGCUAUACUAGAGGUAUUGUUAUGUAAGCUACAGAUUUAUUCCAGUUUUGUAAUACUUUUCAGUUUAAUUUGGUUUAAUAUUCCUCAAGAUAUUAGAGAUAAAACUAUGGAAUGAAAAAACAAAAUAAUUACAUGCACUAAUGAUUACGGCUGUAAUAAUUUUUGACUUUUUGAUUGUCAGUUGAUAAUGCAAUAGCAUACAUAAUGGAAUGGACCAUAUUACUGUCAUGCAAAUAUAACAUGAUCCAAAUUCUUUGAGAA
This is a messenger RNA of Paramormyrops kingsleyae, 7094 nucleotides long. It is a transcript of the gene atrn, whose product is annotated as attractin. The record is from RefSeq and is a predicted model, not a curated record. Gene Ontology annotation, molecular function: protein binding. Lineage: Eukaryota; Metazoa; Chordata; Actinopteri; Osteoglossiformes; Mormyridae. Gene Ontology annotation, cellular component: Golgi apparatus.